AUGGACGACUUGCUCAUGUACCUUAAUCGACAAGAAAAUAUUCCAACGGAUAUUCCUGCAACUGAACAGCUACUCAGUCCUUUGUUCACAGGCGUCAUCGACUACAAUUUUGAUCUAUUACAAAGCCCAUCGUAUCAAUUAAAUUUUUCUAGCAACUCACUUUCCGCUGCCGAACCAUCUGAAAAUGAACUCCUCAGUAUUCAAGACAACUGUCCCAACCUUGCAAACACGUCUGAUAUCAUCACACAGCCCAGUUCAAUUAACUUCUCGGAAACUACCGCUAAGCAAAGUACAACUUCUCCACAGAGUUUGAGCAACAUUCAGAUGUUUGUUCAACCCAAACAAAAUCAACGACCCUGCUAUGCAUCAGAUUUCAAGGACAAGCCUCCACGGUACAUUCGUGGGGUGCAUACAGAACUCAAUCGAAAGACCUAUGACUAUCCAGCUGUCAGAAUUCCAGACAAUUAUCUCACUUCUAAUCGGAUCUUCUGGAUUCGUGUUUCGCUAAUGACGGUGGAGCUGGCAGACGGAAAGCGUUAUAUUCAUCCGUAUACUUUACAAACGCCAAAUACUCCCGACUGGUUAGACGAACGAAAGAAACACACAAGUGUCUAUUAUCCGAUCACGGAGACUUCCGUGGAUUCGAAUGGAGUGAUGGUAUUUAAUAAGCUUGUGGUAACUAAACGCAAACAAGAGCAGCUCGAAAAGUAUGGAGAUUUAAUUUCACUUCAGACAGAUGAAGAAUGUCCAAACACAGGGAAGCCAGAUGCGAAGCAAAUGAUAGGUGAUUAUCAACUGAAAAAGUCACAGUUAGCCUUCAGUGUGUAUGAAGACGUAGGCCAAAGUCAGUAUCAUUACAUGGAAACAAUAUUCUCGGGCGUGAUGCAAGAAGGGAAAGAAGUACGGUCAGAGGAAAGUCAAAAGACUCGAACAACUAGUGUUACGCGUGUAUGUCAUGAUGAAUUCCACAGUACAAAUAAAAUAAGCGAUGUGAAUGAGUGGGAAUUUGUGGAAGGCAUAGGUGAGAAUAGUUGCGGCACUGGGCUGAAACAGUACUAUACAGUGAAUGUGGACAAAAAUGCACGAUUUGGUGAGAAUGGUCAUCUGAUCAUCGAAGCACGUAAAGAGAAGUGUAGAGGAUGUGAAUAUACAUCUGCUCGACUGAGAAGCAAACAAUCAUUUCGAUACGGUCGCUUUGAGAUCCGUGCUAAGUUACCUUCUGCUAAAGGAACAUGGUCUUCUUUUACUCUCUUUCCUGCUGUAUACACCCAUGACCGUGCAAUGUGGCCAGAUAAUGGCGAAAUCAGUCUCAUGUCACAUGUUGGACGUGAUCCAACAACGAUUCGAUCAUCGGUUUACACCAAAUCAAACAAUCCAUCACAGAACAAUACUCCUUCCAAUACAGCUGAAGUACUUGAUGCAACGAUAUACUUUAAAACUUACACACUAAUUUGGUCUCCCGAUGAGAUCGAAAUGUUUGUUCGAUUGAACGAUGAAGAUAAGGAUGAUCGUCGCAUUCUGAUAUGGGAAAAACAAGACAGAGACUGGCAGUUUUGGCCGUUCGAUCAAGAAUUUCAUCUGGAAAUUUUUCUCGCUGUUGGUGGAGAUGUAGCCGGCAAUGAGAUAGACGAUCAUCAAUUCCCUGCGCGUCUCGAAAUUGAAUAUGUUCGUUUCAAGCCGAUGGGUGAGGGUGAAGAGUGA
This is a messenger RNA of Adineta ricciae, 1701 nucleotides long. The record is from the annotation of a GenBank genome assembly. NCBI's taxonomy places the organism in Eukaryota, Metazoa, Rotifera, Eurotatoria, Adinetida, Adinetidae.